Molecule: messenger RNA, 1827 nt
Organism: Diceros bicornis minor
Lineage: Eukaryota; Metazoa; Chordata; Mammalia; Perissodactyla; Rhinocerotidae
Product: basic proline-rich protein-like
Exons: 3
Coding region: 1-1827 (608 amino acids)
Source: RefSeq, a predicted model, not a curated record
AUGCACUUGAAGCUGGCAGCUUACUCCUGCUGCCCCCCAAAAAGGAGGGGUGGAAACAGGGAGAGUUCCUGUCCCCGGACGCGCUCCGAGCACUGCAAGCACUGGAGACCGGUCCACCAGCGUCAGGUCUCGGGCAUCCCACCCGCCCCUCAGGGGGGAAGCCGGCUCGCAUCACAGCAGCCUUUCUGGAGAGCACAUCCUGCAGACUACUCAGAGCAGAGAUCCCCGGGGGCCUUCUCACGUAGUAACCCCAAGGGUCCACCCCACUACGGAACAGAAACCCGACGCUACGUUCACAAACACACCGAAAAGGCGUUCGGCCGUCCGCGUCCCCAUUUCUCAGACCGCGCUUUAUGCCCGAAGCCGCCCCACGGAGGACGAGGCGCUGGACGCGGCGCGCUAGAGGACAGCGGCGGCCGCGCUUCCCGGGCCCCCGGCCCGCUGUCCCCCGUCCCCCGGCCCCCUGUCCCCCGUCCCCCGCUCGACCACCUUCCACGCCCCCGCGCCGGGCCCCCCACCCCGCGGCUGGCUCACGCCCGCCCCAGCGGCCCCACGGCCCGGAGCCUCCUAACGCAGACGCAUCACGGCAACGUCCCGCCAAGUUCCGCGGCCGCGCAGCAGCCACCCGAAGGCACGGAGGAAAUGACUUACAUUCCUGGGGAGCGGAGCCAGAGCGCCUUCUCCGGCGGCGCACGCCGGCCCGCACGGCCGCCCGCAGCACCCGGGGAGCCGGCCCCGCCCGAGACGCUGCGCCCGCGGAGGGCAGCGCCCGGACGCCGCCGGCCCGCCGUCGGCUCCCAGCGCCCCUCGGACGGCCCUCCGAAGACGCCCUCGCCCCGGCGUCCACCCUCUCGGCGCCGCCGCUCCGGACCGCGGCCCCGCCCGGCCCCCGAGCCCGCCCGGCCGGCCGGCCGUGCUCGCGGCGUGGGCGAGCCCCGACCUGCGGAGCCCGGCGCCCGCCCGGCCGCCGGCAGGGGGCUCCGCGCGGCGGGCCGGAGCCGGGGCCGGGGCGCCCUCGUACCUCGGAGAGGGUCCGAAGCACAGCCGCGGCUCCCUCAGCUCUCCGUGCCCGCCGGCCCGCCCGCGCGGCUGCCUCAGCGCCGCUCCCCAGCCCGGCUCCUCUCAGCCCCGCGCCGGCCGCCCGAGGAGCGCUCGCGCUCCGCCUGCGCCCCGCCCCUUGAGCUCCGCCCCCGCCCCAAGGCUCCGCCCCAGAGGCCCCGCCCCCGCCCCGAGGUGACGGGGAGACGCACGUGGAGCCCCUCCGGCCCCGCCCCGGACUCAACCAAGCGUCGGGCGGAGGGGUCCGCGAGUCGGGGGCGGGAGAAAGCAGAGGGAACCCCCUGGAUCCUGGGGAGGCAGGGAGGCUGUCUGCUGCCGCAGCAGGACCAGCGUGGGGCGCUGCGACCGGGCCUCCCCGCGGACGGUGACGGCGGCGCGAGGGGACCCUGCAGCCGCGCCCCGACCGCUCCCGGGACCCCCCCCCCUACUCCCCCGCCCCCCCGGAGGCCGUCUGGCUACCGCGGAGGGUCCCCGCGCCCGGGCGCCCCCGUCCUGUCCCGCCCAGCCCUUGGGCGCCGCCCUGGGCGGGGCCGCAGAAAGCCAAGCCCCCUCCGGGUGGCCGGAGGGGCCGGCGGUGGGAGACCGUCUCGUGGCACCGAGAAUCGCGUCGGGAGAGGGAGGCUUCUCUGCUCCCUUUACUUGGUGGCCUCCCCGGCCAGCGUGCGCCCCGGGGCCUGCCGCUGGGGACUGGACCCCGGGGGAGAGGCCCAAGACCCACCUGACACAGGUCCACAAGCUCCAGCCCCUGGCCCGGUGACCCUGGGCUAG